Messenger RNA from Camelina sativa (false flax), 1054 nucleotides. RefSeq lists its product as uncharacterized. NCBI's taxonomy places the organism in Eukaryota, Viridiplantae, Streptophyta, Magnoliopsida, Brassicales, Brassicaceae. The record is from RefSeq and is a predicted model, not a curated record.
CGAUUAGAUUAGAUUAAAAAAAACUCGUAUAAAAGUCUCAGAGAAGUGGCUUUAUGCGGACGUGUUGACUCGUUCGUUUUGUUCUUUGUUCAGAAAGACUCUCAGAUAGCUUCGACCUCGCUCUCCGAUCAUCUUCUUCUUCUUCUUCGUUUCUCUCAUCUCUUUGUAGAUUUUGACAUCAUAAUAAUCGGGUUUAUCGCGAGCUUCUCAUGGAUUCGGUGAAUGUAUUCUUAUCCUGAUUUAUUAUGACUCGUUAGCUGUGUUCUUCGCGGAUUUAUUGUAAUUUCAUUUGUAGAUGGAGACUCAAGUUCCACCUAUCUCGGAGGUCAUUGCCCUUACUGAGAAGAAAGUCUCCAUGGCUUUAGAUGAUAUCAUCAAGUUGUCAAAGAGAAAAAACAAUGUGAAUAGGGGCAAGAAACCAAGGAGGGAAAAGAAGAAAACCCAAAACUUCAGUGGUGCUGCGAGAAAUGAUACAUCUAAGGUGUCGAAAUAUGUGAAGUCACUUUCUUCCGUUAGACAGGGUGCUGUUGCCAAGAGAAGGUCCAAUUUCAAAGGAAAUCAGUUUCCUUCAACAACAAACAUGGCUCGUAAAGCCGCUGCUGCUGGUAAAGCUUUUCAUGGUGGAUGGAUGACCAGUGCGAAUCAGUCAAGGCGUAUUGCUCCACCAGUUCAAAAUAGAUCUGUACAGGCUAGAGUCAACGCAAAGAGGCAUGAGGUAGAUCAGAAAGUAGAAAACAGAGAAUGGAAGAGUAAGACACUGGACUCUCGCUUUGCAAGCAUGAAAGAGCAGAGAAAGAUGAUUAACAAGUAUGGCGCUGCAGUUCAACUUCCAAGGUUGCCACCAUGGGCUAGAGUCGGAAGAUUUCCCCACUGAGAAAACCAGAAAGAUUUUAUGGAUCGUUCCAGUUUAGAUUGUGGCUUUUGGGUUUUAGAGCUUUAGAUUCCUGUUAUGCAGUAAGCAAUGUAAUUCUUUUGUGAAUCUAUGACUUGUUAGGAUCUGACAAUUCCAUCUAAGAAAAUAAUAAGAAGUGAAAUCUUGGGUUUUCAUUCGUUA